Molecule: messenger RNA, 3711 nt
Organism: Saccoglossus kowalevskii
Lineage: Eukaryota; Metazoa; Hemichordata; Enteropneusta; Harrimaniidae
Product: (E3-independent) E2 ubiquitin-conjugating enzyme UBE2O-like
Molecular function (GO): ubiquitin conjugating enzyme activity
Source: RefSeq, a predicted model, not a curated record
AUGGCCGUCUUGUUCGAUGAAGAUGUUGUUCGCCGGAUUCACCACGGUGCUGUGCAGUACGGGUUAGUUAUACAGAACAGUGAAGGGUUUAGCAGCGAUAGUGACUCCGAUGAAGAAUCAAGGAGUCUCAAAGCAGGACAGAUUUGUGUUGCUUGGUACCCAAAAGGAAGGGAAGAAGUGUUGUCGGAACGGAAGGUGGUGUUACAAGACAGAUCACUAAUGCCAGGGGAUGCUGUUAGGCGGGUCAUCCAAGGUGAAGACUCACAACGUGGGAUUGUACACAAUGUAGAGGUCUAUACUCAUGUGCAGAUUCUCAAGACUAAACAGAUGAUAUAUGGAGCCAGAUGUGCUGUACCAGGAGAAGAUGCUGCAAAACUAACCCAAGCAGUUGGUGUAACUCCAGACUGUGUAUUUUACAGAGAAGCAUUCUAUCCAAGUCAAGUACUGACAGGCCCAGCUAGAGUAUUCAGAUCAGCUGAAUGGCUUUCAGGACAUCAACCAGUGCUGAGCAGUACCAAGAAUUUCAAAGUGGUCGUUGAGGAGGUUCAAAUAGUAGGUGUAGAUGUACAUUGGCAAACAAGAGGUUACUCAGGUCAAGAGGACAGUGGUCCGAUGGAACCACCUAAUAAAGCUGUCAAAGCUGAUGAAUUACAAAAAUUGCACGCUUUAAACCAUUUUGUGCCUGCCAGUAUUCAGGUAGGCGAUAAAGGACUCUAUAGAAUCACUGAUAAUGAUUUGAAAUAUCCACAGCCUGUGGCUCUGGGCUCAGUUUACUGUUACCAGAGACCUCCAACACCUACAGAAGACAUUACCUUUCCUCCAUUUACACAGUGUGUCAAUCUGCCAAGCAGGGAUUUGGAAUGUGAUGGUGACAGUGGUGCUAAUGAUGAUAAAAUUGAUUUACACAGUGUUACCAAAUCUGACACUGUGGGAGCUGAAUCUCAAAUAGUUGAUAAAUCUUCCAAUAUUCAUUCAUUAAGUAGUGAGAGUGGACUGCAAAAAUCUUCAGAGUGCAAUACAGAGGAUAAACUUGGUAGCUCUGUUAACGGGCAUUGUGAACAUAAAGAUAUUUCUGAAAUUUUAAAACUCAAAUCUGAUAGUGCAAUUGUGAUUGAAAAUGAGCACAGAACAGACCCAGCAGCUGAUGCUGAACUUAACUCUGAAUCGUUGGUUGUUGUGGAAAUGCAACCUAACCUAUCAGAUUCUUCAACAAAUGCAGCAUCUUGUAAUGGGAAUGUUGUUGAACAAUCUGCAGCUUUGUGUCCAAAUACGUACAGUAUCUCCAAACAAAUAAGGGAGACCGUAACUAAAGUCAGGAGUCUCUGUGCUCAAAAAAUCACUAGCCUAGAUGCUAGUCAAAUUCGUGAUGAUUUGGACAGUCUUGAGAAAUUGCAUGAUCAGCUGGUUGAGGAAAUGUCCCGAGAAGCUAGUACUAUAUUUGAUAAGGUCAAUGAUCUCACAGACCAGAUGAGUGGAGUGUGCGUGCAACGUAACCGGGAUGACGAAAAAGUCGAUGAGCUGAUUGUCUUGAAUGAAAGGUUGUCUGGGGAGGUUAAAAACACUCAAGAACUCAUGGUGAUGACUAAACAUCUCAUGCAACAUUUAAACGAAACGUGCAAGAAGGCAAAGCACGAACUGGAGGCUGCCAAGCAUGGCAUAACCGCUAUACAGUCUGGCAGACGUAAAAGUAAACGUAGAUGUGAUAGACGAGUGAACGAAAAAGUUGAUGUAUCUUCAUCUGAGGAAGUAAGUGAUGAGGAAGAAGGUGAUGAAGAUGGUGAUGAUGAAGAUGAUGAUGAUGAUGAUAACAGCAGCCAAGUAGGAUCCAUCAAAUCUAUCACUUCUUCCCAAGGAUCAGUGACAUGUAGAAAGGAAAAUAAGGUCAUUUCAAGCUCAUUAAUGAAGCACAGAAAUCAGGUUAUAAGAAUGAGAGGAAGUAGACGAAAGAAAGUACAGCCACCUGAACAGUGUUAUGUUGGUGAUGUAGUAUGCAUUGAAGUAACACACACUGAGACAGUGGUCGAUGUUAAAUGGCAGGAUGGUGUCUUAGAGAAAGGCAUCUCAUCAUCUGAUUUGUUUCCCACACACCAGUUAGAUGAACUGGAAUUCUUUCCUGGUGAUUUUGUCAGUAAAAGUGACCAUGAGAAUUGGGAGAAUAUGUACGGAUUGGUGAGCAAGGCAAAUCAUCAAGAUAGAACUUGCACUGUGAAGUGGAUCAGAAAACCAACAAAGUCACAGCCAUUACCCGAAUGCCUCUCUUCUGAGGAAGUGAGUGUAUAUGAUUUACAACCACAUACUGAUUUCACAUUCAAUGUUGGUGAUGUUGUGUGUAGAUUACAUGGCAUAUGCAACGACCAAGAUUCCAGUCAUCAAGUACCAUGCGCUGGUCAGGUGAAAUGGGUGAAUGUAGAUGGUACUAUAUGUGUAGUCUGGUAUGACAAUGAAACAUCCAAUGUACCACCACAGGAUUUAUUCAAGUUAGAUGACGAUUAUGAUGAUAGUGAUUGGAGUGAGGACAGUAGUGACUGGGAUGACAGUGAUAUGACGGAUAGUGAAUGGGAAACACAAUCCUCUAUAUCCACUGAUAUCAGUGAUGAAGAUAUUGAGAAGAUCAUUGUGACCAGUGAUGGUUGUCAUGAGGUGACUGUCUUUGUUGAAGGCAAGUCAACUGUAGCUUCUGACGACAAGACUGAUGCUGCAGAUGUCAGUGCAGAACCUCUAGCUGCAGUGGAAGAGAAUGAUGAGCAGAAUGAUAAUAGUGACAUAGUCACAGUCAAUGCGGAGAAAGAGGAUGUUACAGUAGAUGGAAAGAAAUCCAAUAGUGAAGAACACAUUGAGGAGAAAAAAAAGGGUGAAGUUCGAUGCCAUGACAAAUGUACUAAUGAUGUUUCUUCUGUUGAUAUGGUAACCAAAGAUGAGGUUAAUGGUGUCACCGUGGCAGCAACAGAUGAAGGCAUUCAAGAAAGACAAAAAGAUGACAUAAAUGAGGAAGAUCAUGUACAUGAAACUAAAAACACAGAUACAGAGUUGAAUGUUGAAAUAGAAGGUGAUGUGUGUAAUGAAACACACAACACUGCUGCAGUUAGAUCAUCAGGGUUUUGUUUACUGGACUGUGUUCCUGACACUCAUUACUUUAAAUCAGCUACAUUUACAUCAGAUGGCUUUGCAAAGAAACUAACAUCUAUCAUUUCUAAAGAGCUGAAAUUAUUACAGUCUUCCCUCCCACCUGGUAUAUUAGUCAAAAGUUUUGCUGACAGAAUGGACUUAUUUUCUGUCAUGAUAAGUGGCCCUGCAAAGACCCCUUAUGAAGAUGGUUUAUUCAUAUUUGAUGUUCAGUUAUCAGUGAAUUAUCCACAGUCACCGCCAAUAUUUCACUAUGUGUCAUUCUGUGCGGGUAGAUUGAAUCCUAAUCUUUAUAAUGAUGGUAAAGUCUGUGUUAGUUUGUUGGGAACAUGGACUGGAAAGUCUAUGGCUAGUAUGGUAUCUAAUCUGCCAGAAAUAUUUAAAGAUGAAGUCAUAGUGCAUUGUAAAAGACAUGGAAUGAGCUUGGUACAUCGUGUUGAGUCCUGGCUCACUGGUAACCAGUCUGGAGAGUAUCCGGAGACAGGAUUCCCAUUAUUUCCAUUAUCCAAAGGUUUUAUUCUUAGUGUAAAGAAUCCCCUAGAAUCAAUUAGACAAGCAGUCAGAAAACUUGGUGUCCAAGAAAGUUGA